Phyllostomus discolor (pale spear-nosed bat) is the source of this 1723-nucleotide messenger RNA. RefSeq names its product inhibitory synaptic factor 2A (gene INSYN2A). NCBI's taxonomy places the organism in Eukaryota, Metazoa, Chordata, Mammalia, Chiroptera, Phyllostomidae. The transcript is spliced from 3 exons. Gene Ontology annotation, cellular component: postsynaptic density. The coding region runs from base 24 to 1490 and encodes 488 amino acids. Gene Ontology annotation, biological process: inhibitory postsynaptic potential. The record is from RefSeq and is a predicted model, not a curated record.
CCACCCUGACGCCUCUGCUGCUGAUGUGUCCCCAUGCAGGAACCAUGGUCAGUAAGGACGCCGGCAAAUGCGUGCUCACAGCGUCCGAGAGCGACGUGGAACCCGCCGCCUGCCUGGCCCUGGAGAUGAAGUACGCCCUGGACCCCAACCGGCAGAUCAAAAAGCGGAACAAGGCCCUGCAGGUCCGGUUCAAGGACAUCUGCGAGGCGCAGAGCGAGCAGCGGGACCAGGCGCAGCUGCCCGCGGGGCCCGGCGCCGCCGAGCGGCGGGAGGCCAGGCCCCCGUCCCACCGGGCCGCCUACCGCAAGUACAUGACGGUGCCCGCGCGCAGGUCCAUCCCCAACGUCACCAAGAGCACAGGCGUGCAGACCUCGCCGGACCUCAGAAAGUGUUACCAGACUUUCCCUCUGGACCGCAAAAAGGGGGCCGGCAGAGGCGUCCCCGCCGCGGAGGCCUUUAAGAGUCAGAACAACGGGUUCGUCCUCGUGGAUGCGAGGGACAGGAGCGCGGAAGGGCCUGGGGGGGAGGGGGAACGGCCGUGGGCUGGGGGCCGGGUGCAGACGACCACGGCGCUGGUGUUCCACUCCCACGAGCACAUGGACGCGCUGGAGCGGCCGCCCGCCGGGGUCAACUGUGCGCAGCCGUGCAGGAACCCCGGCGAGCGCAGCUGCCCGGACGCACCGCUCCAACACGCCCCCCGGCCGCCUCCCCGAGAGCCCGACUACCAGCUGCACGGGGCAGCGAAACAGGACAGGGCCACGCCGGACACGGAGGAACCCGCUCCCGUGGCCCACGGCCGGGUGUUUAAAACGGAGGUGGCCACCGUUUACGCCCCUGCCCCUGCCCCCGGCACCAAGGCCCGUGAGCCCGCCUUGUCGAACUCUGCCACCGGGAGCGCGUGGUCCCUGGGCCCAGCAGCCGCCGAGGAGCAGGGCAGGGCCGCCCACCCCAACGGGCUCCAGGCGCCCCCAACGCAGUGCCUGUCCCCCACACGUAGUGACCAGCCCCUGCAGACUAUGGUCCCCGCAGGGCCGGAGCACCAGCCUUGUCCAACAGCGGUCGCUGUGGGUGAAGAAUGCCAACAAAUUGUGCCUCGAACGGAAGUGGUGGACCUCAAAGCACAGCUGCAGGUGAUGGAGAACUUGAUCAGUUCCAGCCAGGAGACCAUCAAAGUGCUCUUGGGGGUCAUCCAGGAGCUGGAGAAAGGAGAGGCCCACCGGGAAGGGCUCUCGUAUCGGACCGGGCAGGACACAGCCAACUGUGACACGUGCAGGAACAGUGCAUGCAUUAUCUAUAGCGUGGAGCUGGACUUCAAGCAGCAGGAAGACAAACUCCAGCCGGUCCUGCGCAAGCUCCCCGCGCUCGAGGAAGCUCAGGGUGCACCCUCGCCUUACUCCCAGGAGGCCGCCGCCGCCGCCGCCUCGACCCCCAAGCAAAAAUCCAAAACGGAGUCCAAAAAGCACGGGCGAUGGAAACUCUGGUUCCUUUGAAACUCUCGCGGGGCUUGCCGUCCGAAGGCCGUGAGUCCCACCCACCGGGGACGAGUCGUCCGCCCUUCCCCAAAACGAACAGAAGCCAGGGGCCGGGGCCGGCCGACGGGGGUGCCCCCGGGUCUCCCCCUGCGCACCGAAAAGGCCUUUGUCCCCACCGGUCGUCCCCAGAGGCAAGCUGUCCAGAGUCACAACCUGCCAGCUGUCCUGGGCGGUGUGCGGGCGGGGACGUC